ACAGCACCAGACGGCGAUUUACAGAGUCUCCAACUUUAUGAUGGGAUCUCCUUUGAUGAUUUUCAGGGCCUUCUGGCACUACGUCGUCAUGCAGAUUCAUCUCGUCUACAACUUGGGACUCUUGUACGCCACGUUCUACUCUACCCCGCCCUUGAUGGCCUUUGUCAUUGGCUUGACAUUGUUCUGGAUGAAGGUCGUCUACGAGUUGUACCGGGACAUCAUGCAUAGGGACGACCCUCUCUACUCCUCCAACGUCCCGAAGGAAAUGUCCAUCGCAGCUGCUAUCAGUGCUUCGAUGGGCUUCGUUCUCAACAUGAAGGCACAGGAGGGCGACCUUACGGACGCUUGGUGGAGAGGCGAAGACUGAGUAGUUCACUGAACAGCAUAGCGUCCUCACCGGUAUUGCUAAGCAUUUACAUCGUUCUAUUUAUGUAUGCAUCCAUAUAUACCUCCA
This is a messenger RNA of Pichia membranifaciens NRRL Y-2026, 454 nucleotides long. RefSeq lists its product as hypothetical. The coding region runs from base 38 to 367 and encodes 109 amino acids. The record is from RefSeq and is a predicted model, not a curated record. The transcript has a single exon. NCBI's taxonomy places the organism in Eukaryota, Fungi, Ascomycota, Pichiomycetes, Pichiales, Pichiaceae.